This is a messenger RNA of Triplophysa rosa, 2994 nucleotides long. RefSeq names its product SET domain bifurcated histone lysine methyltransferase 2 (gene setdb2). Gene Ontology annotation, molecular function: zinc ion binding; histone H3K9 methyltransferase activity; protein binding. Lineage: Eukaryota; Metazoa; Chordata; Actinopteri; Cypriniformes; Nemacheilidae. Gene Ontology annotation, biological process: heterochromatin organization; negative regulation of gene expression. The coding region runs from base 237 to 2075 and encodes 612 amino acids. Gene Ontology annotation, cellular component: nucleus. The record is from RefSeq and is a predicted model, not a curated record. The transcript has 11 exons.
GUUGAUUCAGACAACAAUGAACUCAUUCAAGCAGUAAGUUUGACAUUUUCGUUCGUUUUUCUUCACAUUUCACCAUCGGAACGAUAUUUCGUUGCUGUGAUUUGACGCGUUUGUGAGUUGGAUUAUGGUUUACGGCGAUGUUUUGUCGAGAAGUGACGAUAUCUCGUGUUUAUGAGCUCGUGUGUGUUGAUCUGUAGUUUACAAUCGAUCACCUGAAGCGCUUCACACAGAGACAGAUGACAGUACAGAUGGAGUCUGACACCGAGAGAGCGAGGAUCUUCUGGCAGGAGAUGGAUGUUGAUGUUGUGUUCGACCAGCUGCUGGAUUUACUGCAACAUUUAAGAGAAGCCAUCACAACACACACAGCAUCAGACAGAGAUUAUGUAAAGGCGAUGAAGAUCAUUCUGGAGUCUGAAGUGAGCGUCUUGAAGAAUGAAGGCAUUGAGGAGGUGCUCAUUGAUGAAGAUAUACUGACGGUGACCGUCUCCGGGUCUCAAUGUUCUCCUGAUCACCCGAAGAACGGCCGUGUGACUGAUGAUCUUCUUCAGGACGCCUCGCGAUGCUCGAAGGACACAGAGACGAGCUCAGACUACAGUCAGAUGUCAUCAGCCAGUAGAAACGAAGCUCUGUGUUCGCAUGACCUGACAGCGCUGAUGUCUCCUCUGAGCGUCUGUUCUGAGGACCCCGAUUCCCCCGUCCCGCUCGACUUCCAACCUCACGACUGCAGCCCGGCGUGUGUCCUGCUGCUGCGCGCUCAUGCUGAUCACUUCCUGGGACACAACCCGUUCCGGGUGCCCAUGCUGUGCCAGUUUCAGCGCCACUGCGUCCGGAUCCACCCGUCCACAGAGCAGGAGGAGGAGGAGUCGGAGGUCUUUUACACCGCCCCAUGUGGGCGGGGCCUGCACUCCAUGGAGGCGGUGCUUGAUUUUCUGCUGCAGUCUGACAGUCUGGGUCGUCUUCAGCCGGACAAUUUCACCUUCAAUCCACAGAUCGUUCCAGAACGUCAGACGCAGCGGCGCGCUCCCGGCCCGCCGUCGGUUCUGUUUGAGCGCGACCUAAGCCGCGGGGUCGAGCCCGUUCCCGUUUCUCUCUGCAAUGAGGUGGACGGGCUUCGGCCCAAAGAGUUUCGCUAUCGCAAAGAGCGCUGGCCUCACGGCUGCUUCCUCGGCGCUGCUCCCUUCUUCUCAGUUUGCUGCGACUGCGCAGACGGCUGCGCAGAUGUCCAGAAGUGUGCGUGUCUUCAGCUGUCUGUCAGAGGAGGAACAGAUGAGAAGAAACACCAUUCUUACAAACACAUGAGACUCGACGCGCCUGUAAACGCCGGGCUGUUUGAGUGCGGCCCGUGGUGCGGCUGUGAUCGCGCUCGCUGUCAGAAUCGUGUGGUUCAGAGAGGACUGCGCGUGCGUCUGCAGGUCUUUCGCACCCUGGAGCGCGGCUGGGCCGUGCGAUGUCAGGAUGACCUCGACAGGGGAACUUUCAUCUGCAUUUACGCAGGUGUGGUGCUGAGACGAGAGCAGAACGUGGGGCCGGUGACUGUGAAGAGCAGAGAAUCCCAGGUGUCUGAUGAUGAGGUGGAGGUGGUGGAUGAAUGGACUCUUCCUGCAGAGAGCAGCGGGACAGAACCUCCGGAGCGCUCGCCUCUGCUCUAUGUCCCCGUUAUACAGAGACCUGCGGAUCAGCCCGGACACACACAACACAAGGUGAUCUCGUCUCCAGACUGCAGUGAAACAGAGAAUGAAGAUGUGUUGAGGAAGAAGAUGAGAUUAACAGAAUCAAACGGACACCGUGAUGGAGGAGAGGUGACGUCUGAUGGAGACGUGUAUUUUCUCAGCGCUUCCACUGAGGGAAACGUGGCCAGAUUUAUCAACCACAGCUGUGAGCCCAACCUGUUUGUCCAGAACAUCUUUGUUGAUACGCACGAUCCAAAAUUCCCACUGGUGGCCUUCUUCACAAACAGGACGAUUAAAGCUGGAACUGAAUUGUCGUGGAAUUAUUCGUACACAGAAGGAAGUCGUCCGGAUCAUGAGGUGUCCUGUCGCUGCGGUAACGCCACCUGUCAAGAACUCAUCAUCUGACACAUCAUUUCAAUUUUGUGAAUACAUUUCAUAAGCCUUUUAUUGUUACUGGAAGUCUGUGAGCGUUUGUAGAUUGUGAUUUUAUCACUCACCCUUUUGAAAAAGGAAAACAAAUAGAAUAAGAACGACCUGCUCCGGUUACUGUAGAUUUAUGACAAAAUGUUUUUAAAUAUCUUGAUAAGUUUCUAAACGGUUACAUGCAGAUCAAUAAAGUUUUUCUAUUAGAUUGCCAUUGUGUUUUUAGUGCUGUAGAAACAUAUGUGCGAGUUUAGUAUGUUUGAAGAAAAUCAAAUGUACUAAAAUAACUGGUACGUUUUUUUUAAAAGAAAGUUUUGUAUAUAACGUUACUGUUAAAAAUGGAAUUUUUUUGGAAAAAAAACCCUUAUGAUUUGUGGAUUUGAAUGUACAUUUAGACAAUCUCAUAUAUCAUAUCUGAACAGCUAGGGAAUCCACAAACUACUCUAUAGAGGGCUAUACUGGAACCUAGUGGUUACUCCAUUACACGUUUUUACUUUUUUUGUAGAACCAGAAGGCUCUAAUCAAAAAUGUCCAAAAAUUGAUUUUAAUAGCCUGGUCUGUUAUAACAAUGGAUAAAUAGAAAAAUUCAGUGGGUAAAAUGGGUAAUUGUAUAAAUACUUAGUACCAUCAAAUUGUCUAAAAAUGCUAAAAAAACAUCAAACAAAAAGGUUAUUGAUUUUCCUGAAAAAAAGUUACAUUUAAGGCUUAGGUCACUUUUGACCGAGAAGGAGCCAAGUGUAACCGCUAAACGAAGAGUCCCAGAGGGUUAAACAUGCUGUUAUGACUCCGGUCACUAAUGUUAAUCAAAGAACAAAAAUCUAUGCGAUUUUGUAGCUUUAAUGAUUGUUCUGUAUUUCAUGUAUUUAGCAGUAAAAACUAAAGUGGUUGAGAACUUGAUUUU